AGAACAUCUGAAGAUUUUCCCGAUCAAUCUUCCCAUUCUCAGUUUCGGUUCCUUCGCAACUCAUUUUGCUCUCUUUCAAUUUAUUUACGGCUUAAGGCAUAUCCUGGAUUCUGGAAGUCUAAACCAAAUUGAAGUUAUGUAUUGGAGAAGUUUACGAAGAAUCCAAGUUGAGCGAUGAUGUGGCUAUAGCUCUACUGGAAGAAUUAAAGAAGAAAACGGCUGCACCAUCCGUUAAGAAGCCGUGAAGACAGGUGCUUUUUUGCCCCUUAAAGAUGUUUUAAGGCCUACUUUCUCAUCAGGAAACUUCAAAGCCAAUCUGCAGUUGGAACAAAACGUUAGGAGUGAAUUUCACCUCUCCCCUUUGUGAAAUUACCAAUAUAGUCUUGUAUAACAAGCAACCAAACAUAACCUUCUUCUUUUAGCAUCUUACAAUUGUCAUUUGGAAUAGACUUGGGAUUUCAGGAUGGUGCUCCCAUCUUUGCCCAUUCCGUUCAGUUUUGGUUGUGUGUAAAGUUGAGAGUAGUUAUGAAUGAAACGGGACGUGCAACAACAUUCACAUGUUGUAGAUUAGUGAUGGUGAAUUGCUAGUGAUAUAUGAUUAAAGAUUCGCACCAUAGUCAAAUGGAAAAGAUGGGAUCAGAUGAAGAAGAUCUACUACCAGCAUUGCCUAGAGUUGAUAGAUUUGGAUUUCUAAAACAAGAACACAGUCAUUCAAAUGGUCUGGUCAGAAGUAGAUCAGCCUAUGAAUAUCAGAGGGAUGAAAGAAGGAUAAGAAAAUGGAGGAAAAUGAUUGGUGUUGGAGGUAGCGAUUGGAAGCAUUAUGUUCGCAGAAAACCUCAUGUAGUUAAAAGGCGAAUACGGAAAGGAAUUCCUGAUUGUCUAAGAGGGCUUGUUUGGCAGCUAAUUUCUGGAAGUCGGGAUCUUUUGCUUAUGAACCCAGGAGUAUAUGAGCAACUAGUCAUAUAUGAGACAUCGGCUUCUGAGCUAGAUAUCAUUCGAGAUAUCUCUCGCACCUUUCCUUCACAUGUCUUCUUUCAACAGAGGCAUGGACCUGGACAGAGGUCUCUUUACAAUGUUCUUAAAGCAUACUCUGUAUAUGACAGAGAUGUUGGAUAUGUACAGGGCAUGGGAUUUGUUGCAGGCCUUCUGCUUCUUUACAUGAGCGAAGAAGAUGCAUUUUGGUUGUUGGUUGCCUUGUUAAAAGGAGCUGUGCACUCUCCAAUGGAAGGGAUGUAUUUGGUUGGACUGCCUCUUGUACAGCAAUAUCUCUUCCAAUUUGAUUGUUUAGUAAAGGAUUUCAUGCCUAAGCUGGGAGAGCAUUUUUCUCAAGAAAUGAUAAAUCCCAGCAUGUAUGCAAGUCAGUGGUUCAUAACUGUUUUCUCAUACUCCUUCCCUUUUCACUUGGCCCUUAGAAUCUGGGAUGUUUUUCUGUAUGAGGGUGUUAACGUUGUGUUUAAGGUCGGGUUGGCGUUAUUGAAAUAUUGCCACGAUGACCUGGUAAAAUUACCUUUUGAGAAACUCAUACAUGCUCUGCGCAACUUUCCUGAGGAUGCAAUGAACCCAGAUACCCUACUGUCAAUGGCCUAUACAUUCAAGGUCUCCAAGCGUUUGGAAGAACUGAAAGAAGAAUAUGAAAAGCAGCGGGUCACUGUCCCGGAUGCCCAUGCUAAGAAAAAAGAGCUACCGCCCCGAGUCUGAUAAAUUGUUGAUGGUCCUUGAAGAGGUAGACUUGUUCAUCCGAAUUUUUUUUAAUGUAUUUGGAUGCCCCCUGAUGGUUGUCUCCUAGUACUACAUAUAUGUGUGUGUGUGUAGUAGUCAUUAUUAUAUGAUUAACACGAAUCAGGAAAUGUAGUGUAACAUCUGUAUCUUUAGAGGCAAAUAGCUUUUGAUAUAGUGUUGCUAGUUGAUAUGAAGAAUGAACUACUACAAAGUUUCGAAAUUAUAGAAGGUAUAUUGGAAGAAAGGGGAAAAUAUGCUAAUUCUGUAAAAAGUACUGCAUUUUCCCCCCAUAAUUGCAUGAGACCUUUAAUGUGUG
This is a messenger RNA of Cuscuta epithymum, 2035 nucleotides long. The record is from the annotation of a GenBank genome assembly. Lineage: Eukaryota; Viridiplantae; Streptophyta; Magnoliopsida; Solanales; Convolvulaceae.